AUGAAACAACGCCUUCGCACGAAAGUAUGGUGGCCAAAGCCAGAAGAGGAUGUAGAAAGGUUCGUCAAGACCUGUGAUGCAUGUCAGUUAGUGGGCAGACCUGACCCUCCAGAGCCUGUGGCAAGUACAGAACUACCUCCAGGACCCAGGCGUUCUGUUGCAAUUGAUUACCUGGGACCGUUACCCACAGGUGAACACAUACCAUUAGUUGUUGACUACUAUAGCAGAUAUUACGAAGUGGCUGUUGUAAGGACAGUUACAUCAGAGAAGACCAUAGAGUGUUUAGAAACCAUAUUUGCCAGACAUGGACUGCCUGAACUGCUUGUAAGUGACAAUGGGCCAAACCUUGUCUCACAGAAAUUCGAAGCGUUCCUGAAGGAGAAUGAAGGAAAGGACUGGAGAAGGGAACUGGUCCGGUAUUUGGCUGUUUACAGAACAACUCCUCACCAGACAACUGGACAGACACCAGCAUUUCUUCUGAUGGGCCGACAUCCAAGAACAAAGUUACCUGAAUUGUCACAGCCAUCCAAUGGCGAUGAAGAAAUUAGAGAUAGAGAUCAACUAAUGAGAUUCAAGAGCAAACAGUAUGCACCUGCUUCAAGAAAUGCUAAGAUAAGUGAGGUGAAACAAGGUGACCUUGUCCUCACGAAACAGGAUAAGAAGACCAAACUGUCCACCACAUUUGAACCUCAACUCUACAAAGUGAAAGAGAAGAAAGCAAAUCAGGUUGUUGUGUCUGAUAGCGAUAAUCCUGCGAGAGUUUUGCACCGAAACACAACUGAAGUCAAGCAGUACCACCCUGCUAAUGAUCAGCUCAGUGAUACGAAGGCUAAUCAGGAGGAAAACACCACUUCCGCUUCAGUUGAGAUGGACGCAUCAGUCGACUCGGGAAGUAAUGAUUUCCAGGGGGGUCCACUAAGGCGUUAUCCGCAGAGGAUUCGCCAGCCACCUGACAGAUUGAACUUCUAG
Molecule: messenger RNA, 969 nt
Organism: Stylophora pistillata
Lineage: Eukaryota; Metazoa; Cnidaria; Anthozoa; Scleractinia; Pocilloporidae
Source: RefSeq, a predicted model, not a curated record